CAUGAUGCGACCGGCGCAGCGGGCGGAGUGCUUUCGCACCGUUUCUAAGCCGGCGAUCUGCUGGUCGCGGCUAACACCCGGGUAUCUCUUGUCACGCCACCGUGCCGCGACGUUAAGAUAAACGCUGCAGUUACAGCUGACUGAUCGGAGCGUGUGUAAGGUGGGUUAAGUCUCCCCCGCGCAGAGACCCCGGAGAGCGGCGUGGUGUCCACCUUCAUGACGACAGCGGCCGCACCACCAUGUACCGCAAGAGGGAGCGCACGCAGAACUGGUCGCUGGAGGAGAAGAUGUACCUCCUUCAGCUGGUCAAGUCACGCCUCGACGUACUGGAGAACAAGCGCAUCGACUCGGCCUCCAGCGCGAUGAAAGGCAUGGCCUGGCAGGAUAUCCACGCGGCGUUCGCGGCGAGGUUCGGGAACGACCGCGACGCGCACCGGGUGCGGGAGCAGUGGCGCCGCAUGAAGGGCCAGGCCCGCACCGAGAUGAUGGAGUUCGCCGAGCGAGUGCGGAACUACGGCGCCGAAGUGGCCGGCCAGCGCUGGCCCUCCGCGCUCUCCGAGGACGUGUGGAAGACCCUGGAGAGCGCCAGGAAGGUCGACGACUACCAGCAGGGUCACGGGAUAGGGGAUGACGUCGGCAGUCCCAUAACCAUGGACGACGAGGAGGAGGACGCAGACGACAUGCUGGACUACACCGACAGCAGAGUCCAGCACCACGACAGGCUCAUGGAGAAAGGAGAUAUCAAAACGGAGCCGGACGAUGGCGAGCGCUUCGAACGGCUGGUCGAUAAUCUCCGACACCACGUGGACCAGCACAUGGACCACCAGGAUGCUGCCGUGGAGGACGGCGCCGGGCUCAUGAGCAUGCUCAGGCCCAAGGUGGAGCUCAACGACGUACCUGACUUGGACACAUCGAUGGUUCCCUCCGGACUAUCCAUUACGGCCGUGAACUUGGCGGGCGGCAGCGGCCCCAACAAGAGGCGGUUCCUGGACCGCCAAGCCGAGCAUCUGCCCGCCAGAAACAACCAUCAGACCAACCACACCUGGGACUCCCCCGCGCCGCCGAUGCAGCAGCAGCAGCUGCAGCAGCACCGCGGCGACCACCACGGCCUGUCGGCGCACGGCAGCGCCGGCGGCGCCCGGUCUGCGGCGACGCCCAUGGCCCGGGCCGCGCGGUCCGGGACGCCGCAGCAGCAGGCCAACAACCACACCGCCUCCGCCCUGGAGGGCAGGCGGCUGGAGAGCCGGCGGCGGCUGGAGAUGCUCGAGGAGGAGCACGCCGCAAAGAUGGCUCUCUUGCGAGUGGAGAAGGAGACGGCGGAGGUCCGAAGAAGAAUCGCCCUGCGGGACGAGAGGGUCGGCGCCGGCGAGCUCACGUGCAGGACGUGUGAGCGGGCAGGGGGCGCGGGCUCGAGGGAGCGCGACGUGGGGGGUGAGACGGACGCGACCACGAAGCAGUCCCGGGGGUCGCCGCUGCCACACCACGGCCACCUCCUCACGACUGCCAAGAGCGACGCUGGCGAGGAUCCUGACCCUGACCCCGACAACGUCGCCGACGCCAGCGUCCCCAGCAGCGUCGCCUCGGUGGGGGACGAGGCGAGCACGGACAACAGCAGCGGGGGCGGCGACCCGGCGGACCCGAGCCACCCCCGCGGCGUCAACGGCUCUGCGGGGCACGACCUGGACCAAGUACGAUUUGCCGGUGGACUGGGUGAACCUGGUAGCGGAGCUGGUAAGGGUGGUGGCAGCGGUGGCUCCAUUAGGGAAGCUGGUGGAUCAAUGGGCAAGCGAGAGGCUGCCUUUGAAGACGAAUAUUUCUACAAGCAGCAAAAAGAACAGUUGAAAAAACUUAAGUCUGACCUGGCUGAUGAGAUUGGUUUCCAUGAGGAGCAGAUCAAGCGCCACCAAGAGGCCAUUGCUCGCCACAAGCAACGUGUCAAUGAUCUUGACAAGGACAAGUGAGGUACUUGGUCCUUGUUUUCAGACUAUUGUCAAGUUCUGAUUUCAAUUUGUCACAACCAUCCUAUUUUCCACUUUUGCAUUAGACAUGCCAGCCUGUGACACAUAGUAUUUAUCAAUGUUUCCUUUUACAUUUUGUGUUUAUUUUCUGUUGUUCUGAGGCUAACGUGAUACUUGUGUUUUGUUGACAGUUAAAAUGUCAUGUGAAUUUUAUGGCUUUGUACUCAGUAGAUAUGAAUAAAGAAAGUUGCAGUUAUGUAUUUUA
Messenger RNA from Frankliniella occidentalis (western flower thrips), 2223 nucleotides. RefSeq lists its product as uncharacterized. Gene Ontology annotation, biological process: negative regulation of ATP-dependent activity. Bases 240 to 1961 code for a protein of 573 amino acids. Gene Ontology annotation, molecular function: ATPase inhibitor activity. The record is from RefSeq and is a predicted model, not a curated record. The transcript has 7 exons. NCBI's taxonomy places the organism in Eukaryota, Metazoa, Arthropoda, Insecta, Thysanoptera, Thripidae. Gene Ontology annotation, cellular component: mitochondrion.